UCAGCAGCGCACAAUACCCGCAGGUUCUGAUGUCACACUAAAACUGUACAGACUUUGAGAACAUGGCAGAAGUUGGAGAAAGUAGCUGAGGGAAAAUAAUAAUGCUGCUAAAUCGUGAAUUUGAAAUCUGAGGUUUUAGUUUCGCUGAGCGCGCUCCCUCCCUCCAACUUUCAGCACUUCUCUUUUCAGCUGAGGCGCGCUGCGCUUUUACGCACAAGUCUAGAGACACUGUCAGAGAGCCAUGCAGACCUUCAGUGUAUGACGGGGUCCCAGGCAGAAUUAUCGCUGCUGCUUCAAGAUGAUCCUGCUGCUCGGUCUGCUUUCUGUCCUCUGGGGAGACCCGGGUCUGUGUCUGGAGCAGGGUGGAGGCUACAGCUUUGAUGGAGACAUCCGCCAGUUCGCCGUGGCCUCCAACUCGGUUUACAUCGCCACAGAGGAGAGGCUGUACCAGCUGAGCCACGACCUGACUCUGAUCAACAGUCUGACCCAGAGAGGAAUCUUAAAGACCGGGAACCAACCGGAAGAUGCGCAGUUUUACCGGGUUUCUGAGACGGCUGCGUGGAACUCAACUUUCAGCAUCAACGUAUUGUUGCCUUUUACAAAGAGCGACUCAAUGAUCAGCUGCGGUGUGACUGACGAUGACUGCGGUUACUGUGAGGUUCUGGACCUGAAGAACAUCUCCAACCUUCUGUACAGGGAACACAUCCAGGUGGGACCUCUGAAGCACAGCAGCGCGUCUGUCAGCUUUCUGGUGGAUGUGAAGAAGAAAACUCAGACUGACACUUACAUUCUGACCGCGAUACAACAAAACAAAGAGCAGCCUGAAAACAGCAAGUGCGGCAUUAAUCACCAAACUAUCAACCUUCAUGACACAGAUAACAAACAGGGCGGAGGGAUAUUUUCUCUAACUGAUGGAGCUUCAGGCACUCCUGGGAUCAAAAGUAAAGGCGAUGUGGAGUUUGUUGAUGGAUUUCAGAUCAGUUCAACCAUCUAUCUGUUCUCCAACGCGCUCUCAGAUCAAACAAACAGAGUCCGUCUCAUUUGGCUUCAAGGCGAUAAAAGCAAAACGGAUGCACUGAAGUCGCUGCGGGGCGCGACUCUCAGCACCUUUGACGGUGAGAGCAGCAGACUCGUGGCCUCCUCGGUCAUCCCGGGGGAGCAGCCGGUGCUUUGGAGCGGCGUGUUCAGUGUGGAUGGAGGAGACACCAACACCGAGCUGAUAGUGUUUGACAUCAGCGCUGAUUCCAGCAGAGGGACCGAUAAAGAUCCAGACUUCUACACCUCUGCGCCAUCGAGAGUGACGCCAAAGAUCCUGAAACCAAAGGCGGUGCUCUUCAGGCAGCGCUCCAUGACCUCUGUGCUGGCAGUGAGGCAGAGAGGCUGGACGGUUUUCUUCAUUGGAACAGGAGACGGGCAGCUCAUUAAGCUUGCUGUGGACAGGAACUAUCACUCUGCCUGUCCCACGGUGCUCUACUGGACCGACGACGACCGCAAAGUGUUUCCCAAACUGCAUCUGGAUCCAGUGGAUCAUAAACAUGUGUAUGUGCCAUUUAGAAACCAGAUGAAGCGAGUUCCUGUGUCAAAGUGCAGCACAUACACAAACGUGCAGGAGUGUUGGUCUGCACAGGAUCCAUACUGUGUGUGGUGUGGCUCUAAAAGAAGCUGCACGUUUGAAGGUGACUGCACGGAUUCAGACUGGCUGUCCAUUCCUGAUGAUUCCCAACACAAAAUGAUUUCCCACAAAGUGGAAAAGGACACAAACGGACAGAUCUCACUAAAAAUCCACACACACCUGACUGUGGGCCAGGAGGCAGCGUCUAACUUCACCUGUCACUUCUCUGCAACUUCCAGAGAGCUUUGCAGUCAGAUCAACCCUCCUCCACAGUUCCCACAAUGCACCUGUGUCCUGUCUGAUGGAACACUUCCUCCUGAUGGCCUGAAUGUCACAGUAAAAUUUAGACUUGGGACGACAGAACUGUCAGAAGGACUGAGGUUAACCAGCUGCUCUGACAUCAGCGGACCACCAACUUCUGUUUUGUGUCAGCAGUGCAUCCAGGCUGGUUGUGGAUGGAGUAAUGGUAGAUGUUCUUGGGCCAAUCAAGGAGAGACUAAUCACAGCGUUUGCCAAAUAUCUGGGAAGAACUUCUCUAUCCCAGAGAUCUCCUCCAUCUCUCCCAGUGAGGUGUCUUUCUAUGGGAGGAACAACGCAGAGCUAUCAGGCCGUAACCUCAGAGAUGUGACUGCAGUGAGGAUCCAGGCAGAUACUGACUGUACUCCAAAAGACUCUCCAGUUUGGGACAACACUGGUGUCAGUGUGAAGUUCCACAUUCCCAGGUCAGAUAUCAAAGGUGUGGUCAACGUAUGCGCUCUCCUCCCAGAUGGUAGUUGCCAUGGCAAAGCUAAAAUCACCUACAGCUCAUCACCGUCCUGCUCCGAAAUUAUUCCAAGCAACAGCUGGGUCAGUGGGAAGAGAACUGUCACACUUAUGGGGUCCCACCUGGACUUUGUUGAAGGGGUCGUACACAGCCACACCGCACAGGAUGUCAUAGUUCCCAUCAGCAGCAGUGAUCAGAGGCUCAGCUACAGCACACCUGCAGCUUCAGUGAUUUCUAGCAGCACCGUGUUUCUGAAAGUAGCCAAUCAAACCUUGGCCUGCUCCACAAACCUCUCCUACUAUCCAGACCCUGAGUUUACCAGCUUUGCAGCCACGAGGACAGGGAAAGACGUCCACAUCACCAUACAGAAAAAGGCAGACAAGCUGCAGAUGAUGAUAGAAGAGUUAUCAGUGUGGGGCGUUCAAGGCAAUAAGACACACCAGUGCAUCAUGGAAGCCAAAGAAACCAGUAACGACACUGACUCUUUCACCUGUGAAAUUCAAAGCCCGCCCAAACCCGACUUUCAGAAGCUAUUGAUAAAAUAUGGCGACAUAUCUGUCUCACUGGACCUUGGAGCUGAGUUUCAGUAUUUGCUGAUGCUGAUCCCUGUUCUCCUACUGAUACCCUGCAUUGUUGUUGUGGUGGGGUUUCUCUACCAAAGACAACAGCACAGGUUCACUGAUAAGAUGAACAAGUUUAUAGAAGACAUGGAGCUCAACAUCAGGAAUGACAUCAGACAAGGUUUUGUGGAGUUGCAGACAGAAAACGUUGAUCUACUGGAAAAUGUUGGAGCCAUUCCUUUCCUGGACUUCAAGCACUUUGCCUCCAGAAUCUUUUUUCCUGAGAAUGAACCUUUGAUGGAAUCCUGUAUCAAAGACAUUGCUCAGGAUGGAGUUAAAAUUCAGCUUGAUGAGUGCUGCCAGGGUUUGUCCAAGCUGAUCCAGGACCGGCUCUUCCUCACCUCCAUGGUGCACGCUCUGGAGGACCAGAAGAGUUUCACCAUCAAGGACAAAUGUGCAGUGGCAUCUCUGCUCACCGUAGCACUUCACAGCAACUUGUUAUACCUGACAGAGGUGAUGGAGGUUCUGCUGAAGGAUUUGAUGCAGAAGAGCAGCAACGCUCAGCCCAAACUGUUGCUCCGACGCACUGAGUCCAUAGUGGAGAAGCUGCUCACCAACUGGAUGUCCAUUUGCCUCUACGGCUUCCUUCGGGAAACCGUUGGCCAGCACCUAUUUCUGAUGGUGAGCGCCCUCACACAGCAGAUUGCCAAAGGCCCAGUGGAUUGUGUCACAGAGAGAGCUCUGUACACACUCAGCGAGGACUGGCUGCUGUGGCAGGCUCAGGACUUCAGCUCGCUGAAGCUCAAAGUGCUGUUUGCCGUGGGCACUGACGGGGAAGUGAGUGAGCCUCUGGAGGUCAACGCCCUCUCCUGUGAUACAGUGGAACAGGUCAAAGAGAAAAUUCUGUCCACCUUCAAGGCCAAGUUUGGUUUCCCCUACAACAUUCCCCUAAGGGACGUUUGCAUUCAGUACGAGAAGAACGGCUCAUUCGUUCCUCUUGAAGAAGUGGAUGCAAGCUCAGAGGUUAUCGGGGAGGUGACGAUGCUCAACACGCUCAAACACUACAAGGUUGAUGAUGGCGGGACAAUCAAAGUGCUCUCUAAGAAAACUCAUCCUCCUCUGAGCCCGCAGGGAAGCCUGAAAGAUGAUGAAAACUUCUCUGGAAAAUACUUCCAUCUGAUCGAUCCUGAUGUGGAUGAGGAUCAAAGAAAGAACCCGGAGAAGAAGAAGUUAAAGCUAAAGGAAGUGCACCUCACCAAGCUGCUCUCCACCAAGGUGGCGGUGCAUUCGUUUGUGGAGAAACUUUUCAGGUCUAUCUGGGGCCUGACACUCAGCAGAUCUCCGUUCGCCGUCAAGUACUUCUUUGACUUCUUGGACACUCAGGCAGAAAACAUGAAGAUCACUGACCCAGAUGUCCUGCACAUCUGGAAGACCAACAGUAUGCCGCUGCGCUUCUGGAUCAAUAUUCUGAAAAACCCUCAGUUUGUUUUUGACAUGGAGAAGACUCCACAUCUGGACGGCUGCCUGUCUGUCAUCGCUCAGGCCUUCAUGGACUCCUUCUCUCUGAGUGAGACCCAGCUGGGGAAGUAUGCACCAACCAACAAGCUUCUCUAUGCCAAAGACAUUCCCAAGUUCAAACAGGAAGUGAGGAUGUACUACAAACAGAUCAGAGAUCAGUCGCCAGUCACAGACACAGAAUUCAAGGAUUUCCUGCAUGAAGAGUCAGAGAAACAUGAAAAUGAGUUCAAUGAAGCCGCCGCCCUCAGAGAACUCUACAAAUUCAUCCAGCGAUACUUCACAGAGAUCGAACAGAAACUGGAUGAGAACGGAGUUCCUGCUGAGCUGAAGGAGCAGCUACAACAUGUGAAACAAUCAUUUGAUGGACUGAAAAGCUGCUCCUGGAAUUGAAGUAUCGGUCCUUUCUCUAAUGGGAAUAAACUGAGAAUAUUAAUAGAGGCGAAGCCUCUUUUAAAGGAUUUUUUUUUUCCACUAAAAGUUUUUUGCAUCUGAUGGACUUGCACUUUUUAUUGGGUUCUGAGCACAAAUGUCCAAAGACUCAAGCCAUAACCAUGUCAAAUAAGGGUGAUGUAAAAUUAUUUUAAUAACUCUGUACAAUCAUUGUGCAACAUACAGUCUGUAGCGUCUUUAUCGACUCUGCCGAGUGAAUCUUUUUUCCUAUGCAAUUGCUUUAGAGCAAAUGUAAACAAGCUUCUUAAUACAAAAUCAAACCCUGAGGAUAUCAAGUGAAAAGGUGCCAAAGUCUCACAACAUUUAAGACAUAUAAACUGUAGAAAUAUGCCAAUAAAUAUUGGUUCUAUUU
Molecule: messenger RNA, 5255 nt
Organism: Archocentrus centrarchus (flier cichlid)
Lineage: Eukaryota; Metazoa; Chordata; Actinopteri; Cichliformes; Cichlidae
Gene: plxnc1
Product: plexin C1
Exons: 31
Coding region: 299-4843 (1514 amino acids)
Biological process (GO): regulation of cell shape; regulation of cell migration; positive regulation of axonogenesis
Cellular component (GO): semaphorin receptor complex; plasma membrane
Molecular function (GO): protein binding; semaphorin receptor activity
Source: RefSeq, a predicted model, not a curated record